This is a messenger RNA of Caenorhabditis remanei, 3210 nucleotides long. RefSeq lists its product as uncharacterized. Lineage: Eukaryota; Metazoa; Nematoda; Chromadorea; Rhabditida; Rhabditidae. The coding region runs from base 1 to 3210 and encodes 1069 amino acids. The transcript is spliced from 11 exons. The record is from RefSeq and is a predicted model, not a curated record. Gene Ontology annotation, cellular component: mitochondrion. Gene Ontology annotation, molecular function: protein binding. Gene Ontology annotation, biological process: positive regulation of ceramide biosynthetic process; lipid metabolic process.
AUGGCCGCAUCCAGUAAGGACGGCCCAUUCCCUCAGCAGUUUUUGCCCGGAGUCCACAAAGAGCCGAAUUUAGCCAUUUCUGAAUCCACACAUUCGUCCGAUUGGUAUUCUGCAACGUCAUCUGAAGAUUGUUGGCCAGGAAUUUCACAGUCAUUGAGUGCCCUCAAACCGAACGGAAAUUCAUUGUCACGAGGACUUGAAAACGGUGAGAAGCAGCAUUGUGAAAUGGCGGACCUGAAAUCUUGUUCAUUCAUACCGGAAGCUCCUAUGGACAAUCUAGAAGUGAAAAGUCCGGAAAACAAAAGAAUUCGGUCAUUUUCCGACCCGGACUUGUUUGUCUCAAUUAGUCCAUUGGCUUAUAGAGAAAAUCAAACGCCAAGCCAGCAGCAAAUCGUCAGCAGUCGGCAAGAUUUGAGACAAGGAACACACGAAGUAACGAUGGCUGUCACGGAGACAGUCCAAAACGCAGAUACCACUACCACAACCACAAUCAUCACCAGUACAACUACUACUGCCAAUGCUUCUCAGGAUGAUUUUAUCCUAGUAGAAGCAGAACAAGACGAACCGGGUCUUUGCGAUGCAACUGUGCCACUAAUAAAAAAAAGCGAUCCCAGCUCGAGUGUGACCAACUCACCAGCACGACAAAUCACUCCUCGUAUUGAGACUGGAUUGAGUUUUGAGAACGUGGUGUCUCUUGUGAGAACGUUUCCAUCAAUGCUCACCAAGCUACUCAACAAACCGUGGUACUCGUCCCGAGUUGAUGAAGUCUGCCAGUUUCCAAUGGACGAGCUCAACAACUACGAGAUCGUUCCUACUGAAGUAGACGAUGAACAUUUUAUAAUUGUAUCUGGGACGACAAGAGAAGAUGGACGGUUGGACCUAAUGUUUCAUUUGGUGUUUGCACACAACGGAUUUUAUGAGCCGGCUUCUCUGAGCACCCGACCGUUCAGCUUGUUCCGAGCUCAUGAGAAGAAAGAUCUGAUGGAUCUUCUUCACCUUUGUGAUGAGAAAUCAUUCUUGUUCACUUCUUUGGACACCAAACGUGCUGAUAUCCGAUCAAAGAUUGAAGAACUGGUCAUACAGAUUCGUCUGAAGCCACACUAUCAUAUGAUACACGUGGCAAUUGCAACGGAUAGAUUGGACUUCUUCUCGGAUGAAAUGAUCAAGGAAAUGAAUGAAAAUCUGGAACCAUUCGAAAGCCAGCUCCGUUGUUUGUGUCACACAGAAAACUGCUACCCAGUGCAUUUAGCAUUGGCGAUGGAUAGACAGAAAAUUGUUGAGAGACUUCUUGAACUGGAUCCCACGUUGUUUUUGAAAACUGACAAGGCGGGAAACAAUGUCUGGCAUCAUGUUUCUAGCAGUUUCUGCGCACAGGUCAUUUGGGAUAAGUGCCCGGAUUCACAUCACUUCAUUGACGAGCGCAAUAUGGAUGGUCAGAGUCCUUUGAACGAAGCAGUUAGUGCCGCCAAACCACUCGUCGCCACUUUCCUUAUUGGAAAAGGCGCGAAAUUUACUCGCGGAGAUCGCAAUGAAUUGUUUGUGGCGAUGACGUCAAAGAAUGCGCAAAGUGUCGUUGAGGUAGUGCUGACGGACAAACCGGAAAUCGCUCAUGAACGUGACGCUCUUGGUAAUAGUGCAAUUCACGUGGCAUUGUAUAAGGAGUCGUUGAACGCACUACUGAAUAGGAAGGUCGAAUUAGGAUUGGACAUUAAUGUGAAGAAUAAUGCAGGAGAAACUGCCCUAUUGUUGUUCAUCACUACCAGAAAGCCUGAUUUAUUGCCACUUCUUGUCACUCUCUACGCCCAUGGAGCCGACAUGAAUGCUACCGACCCCCAUGGAAACACGGCACUUCAUAAGUCAGCCGCUCUAGUAGAUGCAAAAAAGAUCAGCCUGGAGUGCGUCAAAUUUCUGAUUUCGGCGGGAGCUGAUUCAAAUAAGAUAAACCAGAGAGGAGAGUCACCGAGACACUUGGCUGCGUCCCUUCAAAACCAGGAAAUGCUUGCGAUUUUGAAGGCGGCUGGGGCGAGACGUUGUCCGAAGGGCUACAAAGGAUGUCGAAGCAACUGCCGAUUUGAUGCUUCAUCAUUCGAAGAAGAGUAUGAAGAGACUCUUCAGAUGAUUCAUAUUGGUUGUGAAUCUGAUUACGAGAAAACUGAAUUGACUGAUUCGGAGAAAUUGAACAUCAAAGAUGCACUUGAAGCUUCGAAGAAAAGCAAGAAGCCACGAGUCAACUUGAUCUCUAUGGAUGGUGGAGGAAUUCGCGGAUUGGUUAUCAUCCAGACGUUGAUUGCAAUUGAGGAAAGAUUAGGAGAUGACAUCUUUAAGUAUUUCGACUGGUCAGCUGGUACAUCUACCGGAUCACUGAUCAUGGCUGGAUUGGCAACUGGAAAGAAUCUGCGCGAGAUGCAACAGACAUAUCUUCUUCUGAAGGACAGAGUGUUUGACGGAAUUAUGCCUCCAUACGACACCGUACAACUGGAGAAGUUCAUCCAAGAUCAAUUCGGCACUGGAACAGUCUGGGAAAUUCCAUAUCCAAGAUUAAUGAUCAGUGCGGUUAACUCGGAGAAACUACCAGUUCGUUUGGAAAUGGCUCGUAACUACAAGCCGGCAAAAGAUGUUGCUCCAGAGACACCAAAAGAAAUGCCUCUUUGGAUGGCUCUUCGUAGAUCCACUGCGGCACCGGUUCUCUUCAAACCUUCAGAAGAUCGAUACAUCGAUGGUGGUAUUAUUUCAAAUAACCCGGCGUUAGACCUGAUGAGUGAGGUUCAUGCCUACAAUCGUGAACUUCAGAUGUCUGGAAGAAAGAAAGACGCCGUACAAAUGAAUGUGUUGGUCUCGUUUGGAACAGGUCAAAUUCCAUGUACUGUUAUUGAAACAUUGUCAAUUGAUAGUAACUCACCGUUGCAAUCAAUCAAGACAAUCAAAAACUUGGCGGCAAUGUUUAUCGAUCAAGCGACUGCAUCGGAAGGAGCACCAGUGGCACGAUCCAGACAAUGGGCUGACUCGUUAGAAGUUCCAUUCUUCAGAUUUUCGGCACCGUUAUCAAAAAACAUCUUCCUGUCCUCUACAAGUGAUUUGGAUGUCUGUACAAUGAUGUGGGACUCUUUUAUCUAUUGCCGAAAGCAUCAAAGCUACAUCGACGAACUUGUCAAACUGCUUAAACACGAUGCGGAUCAUCCAUAUACCAAAACUCCAUUGGCGGAUCUCUAA